Molecule: messenger RNA, 1392 nt
Organism: Sitodiplosis mosellana (orange wheat blossom midge)
Lineage: Eukaryota; Metazoa; Arthropoda; Insecta; Diptera; Cecidomyiidae
Product: THUMP domain-containing protein 1 homolog
Exons: 2
Coding region: 192-1244 (350 amino acids)
Biological process (GO): tRNA modification
Molecular function (GO): RNA binding
Source: RefSeq, a predicted model, not a curated record
UGACAGUUCGUAUCGUAUCGUGUCGUAUCGUAUCGCAUGCUGUCACAACAAAAUGCGGUUAAGUUAGACACAACAAACAGGCAAAACAAUACAAGACUGAAAGAGAAACAAGCCAUAAAUUUAACGGUAAAACGAAACCGAGUCGGAAUUUUGUGAGUUUGGUGCAGCGAGGAAAAAAAAUCGAAUUCAAUAUGUCGGACGAGCCGAGUAGUAAACGACGCAAAAUGGACAACAAGAAAUACUACAAAAAUCAGAACAAGCCCAAGAAUUUCUUGGAGCCGGGCAUUCGCGGCUUUUUGGCAACAUGCAAUUUUCGUGAAAAGGAUUGCGUUCGCGAAUGCUACAAUUUGCUGAACGAGUACGCUGAUCAACAAGAACGCGACGCGGCCAUUGAAAGUGAAAAACCACAGCCGAAAAAUGUGAUGAACGACAGCGGUACUGUCGGCGAAGACGAAGAAGAAGAAGAAGACAUUUCGUCGAUGUUGGAAAAGGAAAUCCAAACGAUCACCACCGACAAAAAGUUCGAUCGCCAUCGUUUUCAACAGGUUGAAACCAAGAUUUCGAAUUGCAUUUUCAUCAAAACAACGAUCAAAGACCACAGUGAACUUGGUAUACGCUUGGUGCGUGACAUUGCUGAAACGAAGAAUCAAAAGACACGCUACCUACAGCGUAUUUGGCCAGUUGAUGCAGUUUGCAAGGCAAACAUUGGUGACAUCAUCACAUCUGCCAGCAGAUUGUUUGACAAAGUUUUCCUGAACACCGAGCCCACAACAUUUUCGGUGAUGGUCAACAAGCGACACAACAAUACAUUCGAUCGUAUGAAAACAAUUCAAGAAAUUGCCGAAUUGAUCGGUUUCAAGAGCCCAGCACACAAGGUUGACUUGAAAAAUCCGAAAAUCACGGUCGCCAUUGAAAUCAUCAAAGGUUUGUGCUGCAUCAGUCUGUUGCCUGAUUACCAAAAAUUGAAGAAGUACAACGUGUUCGAGCUGACGCAAACGAAGGAAGAAAAACCGGCUGACGACGCAAAGACGGGCGAAACACCAGCCGAUGAGGAAAAGAAUGAUGAUAAGUCGGCUGACGAGCCAGAGAAAGACGGAAAAUCAACUGUUGAGCCAAUUGAAGGGAAACAAGUGGCCGAUGAGCCAAAAAAGGAUGUUGUUUCGGCGCAUGAAUCAAAACCCAACGAAAGUGGUGACAUGAGCCCAGACGAAGCAACCGCACCCGAAGCCAACGGCGAGCAAUAAUCGAAAUACACUUUCUUCCUAAUGGUUAGGCUACCAUUUUGAUUUAGCUUAUUUCAUAAGAAUAAAAGAUUUAUUUCUACGUCUUUUUUACUUCAAAACCAAAUCGAAAUCGAGAUUUGAAUAAAACAAUUUAUUUCCAUAAUAAAAA